Tigriopus californicus is the source of this 4484-nucleotide messenger RNA. RefSeq lists its product as uncharacterized. The record is from RefSeq and is a predicted model, not a curated record. NCBI's taxonomy places the organism in Eukaryota, Metazoa, Arthropoda, Copepoda, Harpacticoida, Harpacticidae.
AUCUCGGCCAGUUCACAUCUCCGCCGUGAAAAUUUCACCGCUAGACGUCGAUCCGCCCGCUACUAAAAGUGGCCAGUUUCGUCCCCCUAAUUGACUGAGAAACAAACGCAUCCCUUCCAUCCAACAACGCCUUUUUGCCAUCAACCUGCUCGGGUGACAACACACCAUGUGCCGCUUGAGAUACAUUUGAGAUGAGAAAGUGAAAACACGCACUGCCGAGGCCUCGUUUUCAUGUGCCAUAAAGACAACCACCGUAUGAAGUGCACCUAAAGAGUCAUGGACAUGGCGAACAGUGGGCCUCCCCCUGUUCUUGGGGCCCACAUGAUGGGGAACUUGAGCGUUCCAUUGGGCUCCACGAACUUGGCCGUGGCCUCCGGGAUGACCAUUAUGACCAUGGGAUUGGUUCUCGAGAACUUGGUCAAGCAAAGUGAUAUGAAUAGCCAAGCUCAUCCGCAAUCGCAACCAAAAAAUCAAAAUCAGAAUUACUCCAACUUUUCAAGACGAAUGUCCAAGAGCCGAAAUCCACACCGAUCACGGAAAAAAGACGGUCCAUCCCCCACUGAAGGCACAGAGUUCCUCCCGACCAUGUAUCCGGAUUCCUCUCGAUUACCCGAGUAUCUGACGAGCCCAAGGAAUUACGAUACGGUCCUCAACUACCCAGGCUAUUUCUAUAGCAAAGUGGGUGAUAAAUCUUACAAGAACAACGUGUCCUUUUACAACUACGGUUUGGCUCGGCCGGACACACCCGAAAGCAACAAUGAUGAAAAGGAGAACUUUGAGCCGUACACCUUCACAAAAAGACCCAUCACUAACGUAGACGAGGACACGCACGUCUUGGCUGGGUUUGAAAAUGAGCCAUUGUAUAAGAAGACUACUAGAGUCUUGGCGCCGCCAAAGACAUCAGUCUCGUUCAUGGACCUUUCCGAGAGUCCAUUCCAUGCCACUAACGAAGCCAUAAAGGCCAAGUUCCAACCUCAGUUUGGACAAGGGUCGUUCCAAGACCUUCCGGAGAAAGUUAAAGCCACCCAGGAACCGGAGGAAGAAAAGGAGUUUAGUACAUUCGGCCAGAAAGAAACUGUACUGGAAAAAUCGUUUUCCACUGAGCGAGGGCGAGUGAAAGUAGUGAGGAAAAAGGUACCAAAAGUCCCUCACAUUGGAGGAUUCCGCACCGCUACCCAUGACAUCAUUGGUAAAAACAUGAACGCAGUUGCCAAAGAAAGCGACCAAGAACCGCUCAAGGGGCAAAAGCACAACCAAUACCAGCCCAACAAAGAGUUUGUCCGACAGCCAACCCGAAGAUUUAAGGUCGGACCCACGGCAGUAAAGCCAUCUGUCAACGAAUCUUUGGACAUUCAAGGGUCUCCAAAGCCUUCCAAUCCAACCUUAACCACUACAGCAAAAUCGGUAGAUGGGAUGAAGCCAACAUCCUAUUCCUACAAAGAUGGACAAUCUUAUGUGCAAGUUAACCUUAACCCGGACGGCGUGGGCCAAGACCCGAGUCAACCAUCUAUCCCGGAAACAAAUGAUUCCAGGGAUUUCAACGUUAUUAAUCUCGGAGAGGAUGAGGAUUUGUUCAAUGAAGACCUCACCUUUAACGAAGACAACCAAUCCGGAGACCAGGACGCGCUUUACCCAAACACUUUUUUUCAUAACAUACCCAAGCCAACUCAUUCACAUGAAGACUUGGGGGACACAGCAGGGAUUGUUCAAGUUACAGAAGAAAGGCAGUCUUUUGGGCCUAUGAAAGAGCUAGAACCGGUCCGGCCGUCCAAGUUUCCCAAUUUUCCUAUAAGGAACCUUUAUCCAGGGGAGGCACCAAAGACUAGCACCAUCUCAACCACUACCACCCGUACACCAUAUUUAGUCCAAAUGUCCACCACUGUGCAGCCCUCAGAGAUCACUUGCAUUCACGAACCUUUUGCGGUCUUGGACCGUGUAAAGCCAACCAAUCGACCCACCACAAAAAUGGGACCAGUCAUGGAUGCAUUGAUCCCAGAGUACUUGGACGUGAUUCAGACAAGGAAAGAUACAAUUCCGCAACUUGGCCAUGGUUUGGAGGAUGUGGACAAGGCAUUCUUCAAUGGCUUGAACGAGCUCAAAGACCUCCAUGGGAGACACGAGGAGGAUACGAGGAUUGAUUUAGGAAAUACGGACACAUUCUUCAAAAUUCAACAAAAUUUCAAUAAAGGCAAUGUACUCAAGAGCGAGCCCGAUACUGCGUUGGUCCAUCUAGACGAGUAUGUGGAAAGCCAGGAUGAGAUUCCCGAGGGGCCUUUGUAUUACGGCGAGAUCGUAGAGAGACCUCCCCAUUUCGAUGAAAACGGCUUUGUUGAAGACAAACCUGACUCGGAGAAGGACAGAGACUUCUUGAAGAUUGUGGAUCAAUUCGAAAAUAAGUUAGUAACGGAGAGCAAUCACUUCAAAGACAAGGGCUACCGGCGGAAGAAGCAUCCUUUGCCUCAAGUGAUCCAAGAGCACGUCCAUGAUUUUCAGGAAAAUUUUGACACCUUGGACGGCCAUGAGCAAUAUCACGACACCGAUGGACACGCCUUUCACACUAGCCCUUCCUAUUCUGGCUCAGGGCCAGGUCCUUCCAGUCCACAAGAAAUCAUCCCGGAUGACAGUCACUCCAAGAGACCGCCGCCAAAUCAGUUUAAGUUUGGAGACUUUAAUAGCGAUAUCAAAGAGUUUGUCACAGAUGACCGGGAGAUCCUUGAACUGACCGAGUUCCCCAUUAGUGAGGAGAUGAUCUUUGAUGAGCCAGCUCAUCUGACUUUUGAACCCAGUGGACCAACUAACUAUGGUCAUUCAGGACCAGUCAGUGACGGCUACGACAUCCCAGAGCCUUCUUAUACCUUGGACGUGGAUAUGGAUUGGCAACGUAAGCAUAUCUUGUCUAAAAUCAAUUCCCGGAACCGAUUGAACAUCCCCCGGAGUCUCAAUCCACCUCGUCAUAAGGCUCAGUUCUCCGUGAUUCCACAAGAACUGAUCAGCGACAAUGACCCCGGGUUUCGACGUCGACAAGAGAUGCUGCUGAAGCUGCAGAAAAACAACAAAUUUCAACGUCUCCUCAAACAAUACGGAUUUGACCAGUUCGCACACAAACCGCUCAGCCGCAAGAAGAAGCUCAUGCUCAUCAAGCGCAUUCAGCAGAUCAAACGGAACCAACUGCGAAUGGCACAAAUACAGAAGAAUGGACCACAUUUGAGGGACCGCAACUUCAAAGUGGUUCAUCCAUUAAACGGACCCGGUGCUCAUCAUGGACAAAGGGGCAGACCUUUUCCCAGGAGACCUCAAGGGCCAAUUGUUCCCUUGGUCCAAACCGGUCACCGGUUGCACAAGUUCAAAACUGCGUUGAAGGUAGUGACUCCGGCUGAUAGGAAGUUUGAUGUGGUAUAUCCGCAUGGAGUGGAGGAUGAUUCAAUCAUAUCGCAAAUAGCUAGGUUCGGCAACUUUGACAAUUUCGUCAUCGGAUUCUUAAUCAACUACGUUUACAACAGGUACGUUCGUAAUCAGUUCUUGAGAGAUGUGCCAGCCAUUAUUGCGGAUCAAGUGCCAACCAUUCUGAAUACUCUGGGUUUUGGUGGAAGAAAACGGUCAUUGAAUAAUGGUCCAUUAUUGGACCCAGCUGUAUAUAGCAUUGCUUCAAACGAUUCUGAUACCCUCAUUGAAGCCUUGGCCAUGCCAGAUGACUUGUGGAGAGGCUUUAGUGAAUGGAACUACUUCAGUGUGUAUGAUAUAGACUCUCUGUUCACUCUACUGGACGCAAUUGAAGAGCAACCAAGCCACCCGGAUAAUUCGGGACCCCGGGAGUCACUUGAUGCGCCUAUUGAAAGUGCCAAAUUGGACCAAACCAAACCAGACCAACCUUUGCCCGCAAUAGAUUCCAAAAGGAGGAGGCGAGAAACCGAAAACUCUAGGAUCGAUUUUAUUGAUGCCAAGGAGUAUCUGCAAAAAGUGGUCUAUCCAUCUAUGUCCAAAAACGACGCCAAGAUCAACAUUAAUCCUCCCUCGCAAUCAAAUUUCCAAUACAAAGAGGAGUACAUGAAAGAGAACGCUGACAUGCUUCAGAAUGUUCUCAAGAACCAAAGCAUUCAAAAUGUCAUUCACCAAAUUGAUACCAAAACUUCAGAUUUUAUCAAAAAACUCAUUUCCCCGGACACUGAGCUCAUCAAAGUCAACGAUACGUUGCAGAUCCUCAGAAUCAAGGAUCUCCCUGCCAAGCAAAAUAACGGAUUCUCCUCCACUCAACUCACCACGACCUUGAACAGUAUCCGGAGCACCCAAACAGAGGCUCCUGUAACGCACAUGCCUAACCAAAUCAAUCAAUUCAGUUCGACGGCGGGGCGUCCCAUGUACCCCAAUUACUGGUCUUCGGAGUCACGCCCAAUUUUAACAGACAGCACCACCACAAUUCCCUCACCAUCAACCAUUCAUUCAACCACCAACAGAGCCUCUGCGCCUUCAGUCUCAAGAGUUUCUUC